This is a messenger RNA of Saccharomyces mikatae IFO 1815, 1029 nucleotides long. RefSeq lists its product as uncharacterized. Bases 1 to 1029 code for a protein of 342 amino acids. The transcript has a single exon. Gene Ontology annotation, molecular function: 8-oxo-dGDP phosphatase activity. The record is from RefSeq and is a predicted model, not a curated record. NCBI's taxonomy places the organism in Eukaryota, Fungi, Ascomycota, Saccharomycetes, Saccharomycetales, Saccharomycetaceae.
AUGAAGGUAGAAGAAUUACCUAAUGGAUCGGAAGUGUUAGUUAGGACCCAAGAGGAUGAUCUCGAGGGCUUUUCUUUUCUGAAAAUUAUGGAUCGUAUAGAUCCCUUACCAGAAAACUUCGAGAAUUAUGAAAAUUUCAAAGAGGGCGUUUACUAUAUGUGCACACACGAUGGCAUAAGAAUUGGGUUCGUAUUGAAAUUUGUUAUAAAUGAAAUGAAAACUAUUUGUCUGGAAACCUUCGAAGAAACCUUCCAAUUAGAUGAAUUUAAUCAUGAGCUAAGGUUCAAAAGCAAAGAUUUUGAACACAGAAACAAUUUGAUUGAUCAAUUGGCUGAUAAGAUGUAUCUAGAAUCAUCGCUAACUGGUGUCAAAGGCUGGAGAAAUGAGAAAUACGCUAUUUGGGUAAACAGAGAACCUUACGUACUCAUUGAACGUGCAAUGGCAGGUGUUCUUGGUAUAAUCACCUAUGGAAUUCAUAUAAAUGGUUAUGUGCUGGACCCAAAGUCUAAGAAAAUUCAGUUUUGGGUGCCAAGAAGAUCUGCAACGAAGCAGACAUGGCCACUAAUGCUUGACAACAUUAUAGCUGGUGGGGUAGGCUAUCCUUAUGGUAUCUAUGAAACAGUUUUGAAAGAAAGCAUGGAGGAAGCCAAUCUAGAAAAGCAUAUUAUCGAGGAUAAUAUCAAAGCUGCUGGCGCAAUCUCUUAUCUUUACUUUACAGGCGAUAUAUCUGUAACGAAGUUCGAUAAGGAAUCAGAUUUUAUCGUUGGGGAAGUGCAAUAUGUCUACGACUUGCAACUCAACAAAGAUAUUGUUCCAAAACCAAAUGAUGGCGAAGUAGAGAACUUUAACUUAUUCAGCCUGCAGGAGACCAUCAAUGCCUUAAAAAACAAAGAAUUCAAACCCAAUUGUGCGUUGGUAACGGUAAGCUUCUUGGUUAGACACGGCUACAUUACACCCGAAAAUGAGCCCAACUAUCUUGAACUUAUAACUAGAAUGCACAGAAGACUGCCCUUCCCAACUUUAAAUUGA